UCAAUAUGGCGGCGUCCACAGGAGCCUGGGAGAACCGCUCAUGUCCGCCAACGGAGCCGUUUGGGGGCGCGUGCGGAGCCGCCUCCGAGCCUUCCCGGAGCAUCUGGCGGCCUGCGGGGCGGAGGCUACGGCGUACGGCAGGUGCGUGCAGGCCUCCACCGCCCCCGGAGGCCGCCUGAGGAAGGACUUGUGCGCGCGCGAGUUCGAGGCCCUGAGGAGCUGCUUCGCCGCCGCGGCCAAGAAGACCUGAUGGAGGCACCUAGGAAGGGCUGUGGGCACAGGCGCCUUGUACUGAUGACACACGGAGAGCUUUGGGGACUGAAAGAAGGUGUGGCUGGCGGCGGUCCUGGUGUUUAUGUUUCUUCUCGGCUUGAACCUUGGGCAGAGCAGGGUUUGUUUAUCGAUCUGAUUUCGAUUAAGAUGUAACAGAAACAGCAAUGAAUAUUAUUUAAUUCGGCAGUUUCAGGUUUUUAUACGCAAAGCAUGGUGUAUGGAACUGGUUUCUCCCAAGAACAAUGCAUCCUCAGCAUACCAGCCCCUCUCCCCCUCAAAAAAGCAAGUGGCAGGUCUGGACCAUAGAACUCUGCCAAAGGAUCCCACUUAAAACUGUUCUCACCAAGGGCCAGAGAAAUGGCUCAACAGUUAAGUCAAAAUUCAUUGCUUUCUUAGAGGACCCAGGUUCAGUUCCCAGCACCUACAUGGCAGCUCACAACCAUCUCUUAACUCCAGUUCCAGGGCACCCAACACCCUCUUCUUGCCUCUGCAGGCACCAGGCACACCCAUGGUACAGACAUGAAUGCAGGCAAAACAUAAGAUUAAAUAA
Messenger RNA from Chionomys nivalis (European snow vole), 823 nucleotides. RefSeq names its product NADH:ubiquinone oxidoreductase complex assembly factor 8 (gene Ndufaf8). The transcript is spliced from 3 exons. Gene Ontology annotation, biological process: mitochondrial respiratory chain complex I assembly. Gene Ontology annotation, cellular component: mitochondrion. NCBI's taxonomy places the organism in Eukaryota, Metazoa, Chordata, Mammalia, Rodentia, Cricetidae. The coding region runs from base 41 to 250 and encodes 69 amino acids. The record is from RefSeq and is a predicted model, not a curated record.